AUGGGCCUGCUUCCGUGGGAACCGUUUGAGGAUCCUGCUGUGUCCUGGGAGAAGCUCAACGGCGGCCCGCUGCGGGUUGCCGUGGUGGAAGAGGAGCGCCCGGAGGGCGUUUCGGAGGCGGACUGGCGCAUCCAGCAAAGGUGUAAGAAAGAGCUCAAGAGGAAGGUUCCCGCUUGGAAGACCAUCACCAAUGAGACGGUCACUGAGGGUCACACCAAGACCCGCAAGGGCAUGCUCUACGGCAUCACCUUCCCCUGGACUGAAGACAUGCUCCACAGCGAGGAUUGGGGGGCGGAGUGGCUGACCAAGGCGAUGCAUGCUGCGGGCACUCUGCCACAGGAGAACCGGGUGACAAAGGUCAUUCCCGACAAGAAGUUCAGGAUCACCACCGGGAACAAUGGCGGCAAGUUCCUUUUCGAGGUGGAGUAUGAGCUUCCCGACGAAUGCCUGCACACCAAGCUCUUUGCAAAGAUCCCGCACGGCAUGGAGAAGGAGACGAUGUCGGAUCGCCUCAGCAGCUCUGUCAACAAGCAGCCCAUGGAGCUCUACGAGCUCAACACUUCGCGGCUUCUUGAGGCCGAGAAGGGAUUUCGGAAGUUUGCCUCUGCCAGCCCUCGAGGCCUUGGUGGGCAUGCGCUGAUCAGGUACCUGCUAUCUGCAUAUGUCUGCAUGCAGACCUAUUUGAGGCCUUUGGACUUUGCGGGGAAGACCCGCGAUGAUCCCAAGAAGAGGUUGGGCCCCUACGAAAUCGAGGGGCCCUACGACAAGUGCAUGGACUGGUGCUUGCGGGCUGAUCCCGCUGAGUACUACCUGGCGCUGGUGCGGCAGGGAGGCCUGAUGGCGGGCCGCUACAAGGCCGGGAGCUUCGGGGACCCGAAGUUGGUCUCGAAGCAUUUCGAGGACAUGACGAACGUUCCCCAGGAGGCCUUUGGCAUGCAGUCUGGCUGCUCCGGACAGCCUACGAACAUGCUGAAGUCCAAGAUCGACAUGGGCUUCGAGUUCUUCGGCAACGUGGCCUCAGUGCUCUACCCCAGCUUCUGCACGGAUCCAGCGUGGCAGGAGAGCUUCCGGGCCACGCUGAUGAAGCUGAAUGCUUAUGCUGCGGAGAGCCAGUAUUUCUUCCACCACAACGAGGACUACAUCUCCUUGGCCCACGGCAACAUGAACGUGGAUAAUGCCUACUUCUGGAGGAAUGAAGCGGGCGAACUGGAGCUGGGGGUCUUUGACUGGGGCGGCAUGGGCGCACGGAGUUUAGGCUUCAAGCUCUGGUGGUGGCUGUACUGUGGCGACUUCGAAGUGCUGAACGCCAACAUGGACAAAUACCUGGACUGCCUCAUCAGCAGCUACGCCGAAGGAGGAGGGCCCACUUUAGACAAGGAGGUGCUCCGAAUGAUGUUCGUGCUCGCGUCACACACGCAGAUGUUCGGGCUCUUGGCAGCGAUCGGCCAAAUCUACCGGAUGUGCCCAAAGAAGGAGUUCGCCAACAUCAAAGAUCGUUACGACGCUCGGGUCGGGGAGAACAUCAAUGGCAAGAGCACGCUGCGGCUCUACAUUCAGGUAAUGAGAACUGUCGUCCUCAUCCACAAGGAGUGGCAGGCAGACAAGAUCAUGGAUGAUUUCGAGACAAAGAUCGUGGAGCUCACCGGAACCAGCAAGAAGGAUCCCUCUACCAUGCAAGUGUGA
Molecule: messenger RNA, 1683 nt
Organism: Symbiodinium natans
Lineage: Eukaryota; Dinophyceae; Suessiales; Symbiodiniaceae
Source: the annotation of a GenBank genome assembly